AUGACGGACCCCACCAGGCUUCAUAUUAUUCCCUUGACUCCGGAUCUACUCCCCUCAGUCCUACCUCCAUCCGUCCUAUCAGCGGCCACCGACAUCUCUUUCCACACCAUUCCUACCUUUCCAGAGAACAACUACGGAUACGUCACCUUACCAACCAUGGAGGCCGAGAAAAUCAAAAAGAAGCUCAACGGCAAGAUCCUAAAGGGCAAAAAGUUUCAAAUUGAGACCGCCCGUCCUCAGAAAAGACAAAUUGAGGAGGAAGAGGCCGAUCCCGCGCCUACCAAGGAGAAGCGGAAGUCCAAGAAGCACAAGUCCGAAGACAAGAAAGACAAAAAAGAAAAACAAUCUUUGGAAGGCUACGAACUCCCCUCAGAUCGUAAGGUGAAGAGAGGCUGGACCGAUCCCAACAGUGGAAAAAGGGACAAGCACAAUUACGACAAGGACAAGAAAAAGAACAAAGAGGAUAAGAAGGAUAAACCCCAGCCAAAGUCCAAAUACUCCGAGAAUCCCGAGUGUCUAUUCCGCACAUCCAUUCCUGCCAAUCGUGCUUCCCAAACCGAGGAUGAUAAGAAGGCCAAGAAGAACAAAAAGACUCCCGACAAUGUGGUGCAUGAGUUUGCGAAAACCUAUUCGCACCCCAGCUUUCUUCGCGAAAAGGGUGACGAUUCAGUACCAACAACCGAAUUCGACGAGGAGAAGGGAUGGGUCGACUCAACGGGCACCGUGAAGGAACCUCCUAGCGAAAAGGCUCGAAAGAAGGAUUAUCGCCCCGGUGCAGUCGCUGGAUUCAAAGAAAAGCGUCCCGUCGUCAAAGUACGAGCUUCAAAGACAAAGAGUCAAGUAGAGAACCCAGAAUCGUCUGCCGAGUCGGAUGACUACACCUCAUCGAGCGGUUCCUCCGAUGAGAGCUCAGACUCGAAGAGCGAAAGCGAAGACGAGAACGAGAAAGAGAACGAGGGCAACAACUCCUCUGAUGACUCUGAUUCGUCCGCCGAUGAGGAGGAAUCGGAUAAACCAGAAACUCCAAAAGUAUCUACAAAGACCACAAAUGACGACACCAUGGCUUUAGAUGAUGACUCCAAGUCAGAGGUAGCCGACAAGCCUGCACAAAAUGUUGAUGAGAGUUCCCUGAAAGAAGUCCAUCCCCUAGAAGCUCUCUUCAAACGUCCUGCUGCCCCAGCAGAAGCUGAAGAGAAGACUGCACCAGCGGCCGAUGCUGGGUUCAGUUUUUUCGGCAAUGCCGAUGAUAUUGAAUCCGAGGAUGAGCAACGGUUUACUGAGCCACAGACUCCCUUCACUCCUUACAAUAAGAGAGAGUUGCAAGACCGGGGUCUCCGGAGUGCAGCUCCGACUCCAGACACUGCCCUCGCUAGCAGACACAUGAAGUAUAUGGAGGAUGAUGAUGAAGAGGAGGAAGAGGAGGAUGUCGCAUUUGAUACCCCGGUUUCCAAAUCCCGUGAAGCAGAUGGCAAGAAGGACGAAACUCAAUUCGCGAAGUGGUUCUGGGAGAAUCGUGGUGACAACAACCGUGCAUGGAAGAAGAGGCGGCGUGAUGCGGCUAAGGAACAAAGACAGAGAGACAACCGCAAGAAGGGGAUGAAGGGCCGAUCAUGA
Molecule: messenger RNA, 1614 nt
Organism: Penicillium angulare
Lineage: Eukaryota; Fungi; Ascomycota; Eurotiomycetes; Eurotiales; Aspergillaceae
Exons: 1
Coding region: 1-1614 (537 amino acids)
Source: RefSeq, a predicted model, not a curated record